This is a messenger RNA of Anguilla anguilla (European eel), 6197 nucleotides long. Its product is annotated as E3 ubiquitin-protein ligase SMURF1-like. Gene Ontology annotation, molecular function: protein binding; ubiquitin protein ligase activity. The record is from RefSeq and is a predicted model, not a curated record. Lineage: Eukaryota; Metazoa; Chordata; Actinopteri; Anguilliformes; Anguillidae. The transcript is spliced from 18 exons. Bases 220 to 2445 code for a protein of 741 amino acids. Gene Ontology annotation, biological process: negative regulation of BMP signaling pathway; ubiquitin-dependent protein catabolic process.
CUGACGUCAAAACGCCUUUGAGCUCGAAAAUGUUUGGGAGUGUUGAGAGAGCUGGGAGCUUCGGGGGAUUUUCCAAGAGGAAAAUAAUACAAAUGUAUCCGUGAGAAACCCCAACAUAUAUCAUAGAUUGGUGCACUGUGGUGUUCUACAGUUUCUCUUGGUGUGAAGUUCGAAUCUUCGGCUAACCCUAAGAAAAACUUUGCUGUUUUGUCCGGAGUAAUGUCGAAUUCUGGGACUCGACGGAACGGGUCUAGCAUCAAAAUCAGACUGACAGUAUUAUGUGCCAAGAACCUGGCGAAAAAGGACUUCUUUCGCUCAUGUGUUUCUGUCGCAGGGUUGCCCGACCCUUUCGCUAAAGUAGUAGUAGAUGGAUCGGGCCAGUGCCACUCCACCGACACGGUCAAGAGCACCUUGGACCCCAAGUGGAACCAGCAUUACGACCUAUAUAUUGGGAAAACCGACUCCAUAACCAUCAGCAUAUGGAACCACAAGAAGAUUCACAAAAAGCAGGGAGCGGGUUUCCUCGGCUGCAUCCGGCUCCUGUCCAACGCCAUCAGCAGGCUGAAGGACACUGGCUACCAGCGAUUGGAUCUAUGCAAGCUGAACCCCACUGACAGCGAUACAGUACGUGGCCAAAUAGUAGUGAGUUUGCAGACGCGGGAUCGGAUAGGGAGCGGAGGUCCUGUGGUGGACUGCAGAGGACUCUUAGAAAGUGAAGGACCUGUGUAUGAAGACUCGGGGCCCGGCCGGCCGCUCAGCUGCUUCAUGGAGGAGCCGCUGCCUUACACGGACAGCACGGGGGCGUCGGGCGGGGGCAGCUGCCGUGUCCUGGAGUCGCCCAAUCAGGAGCAGAGACUCCAAGCACAACGAAUCAGAGGCCAAGAGACCAGAGGGCACACCCCUCAGAACCGGCCCCACGGGCACCAGUCACCGGAGCUCCCAGAGGGCUACGAACAAAGGACGACGGUCCAGGGCCAGGUCUACUUCCUGCACACGCAGACGGGCGUCAGCACGUGGCACGACCCCAGAAUACCACGGGGUCUGAACAGCGUGAGUUGUGAGGACCUGGGGCCCCUCCCCCCGGGCUGGGAGAUCAGGAGCACAGUCUCAGGAAGGAUUUACUUUGUGGACCACAACAACAGGACCACGCAGUUCACCGACCCCCGGCUGCACCACAUAAUGAGUCAGCAUUCUCAGGUUAAGGAGUCGGGCCAGGCCCUGCCGGUGCAGACGGAGGCGCCGGUGGAGGAGGGCGGCGGGGGCGGGGGCGAGGGCGAGGUGCCCGUGCGCUACGAGCGGGACCUGGUGCAGAAGCUGAAGCUGCUCCGGCACGAGCUGUCCCUGCAGCAGCCCCAGGCCGGCCACUGCCGCAUCGAGGUGUCCCGCGACGAGAUCUUCGAGGAGUCGUACAGACAGAUCAUGAAGAUGAGGCCGAAAGACCUGAAGAAGCGCCUCAUGGUGAAGUUUCGUGGAGAGGAGGGGCUAGACUAUGGUGGUGUGGCAAGGGAGUGGCUGUACCUCCUGUGCCACGAGAUGCUGAAUCCGUACUACGGCCUGUUCCAGUACUCCACGGACAACAUCUACACCCUGCAGAUCAAUCCCGACUCCUCCAUAAAUCCCGACCACUUGUCAUAUUUCCAUUUCGUGGGGAGGAUCAUGGGCCUGGCUGUGUUCCACGGGCACUACAUCAACGGGGGCUUCACCCUGCCCUUCUACAAGCAGCUCCUGGGCAAGCCCAUUCAGCUGUCUGACCUGGAGACUGUGGACCCCGAGCUGCACAAGAGCCUGGUCUGGAUCCUAGAAAAUGACAUCACCCCCGUUCUGGACCACACGUUCUGCGUCGAGCACAACGCCUUCGGCAAAUUCCUCCAGCACGAGCUGAAACCCAACGGCCGCAACAUCCCGGUGACGGAAGACAACAAGAAGGAGUACGUGAGGCUCUACGUGAACUGGAGGUUCAUGAGGGGGAUCGAGGCCCAGUUCCUGGCCCUGCAGAAGGGCUUCAACGAAUUGAUCCCGCAGCACCUGCUCAAGCCCUUCGACCAGAAGGAGCUCGAGCUGAUCGUGGGCGGUUUGGGGAAGAUCGACCUGGGCGACUGGAAGGCCAACACGCGGCUCAAGCACUGCGUGGCCGACAGCAACAUCGUCCGCUGGUUCUGGCAGGCGGUGGAGUCCUUCGACGAGGAGCGGCGGGGCCGGCUGCUGCAGUUCGUCACGGGGUCCACCCGCGUACCCCUCCAGGGCUUCAAGGCGCUCCAAGGUUCUACAGGCUCUGCAGGACCCAGGCUCUUCACUAUCCACUUGAUAGACGCCAACACGGAUAACCUGCCCAAAGCCCACACCUGCUUCAACCGGAUCGAUAUCCCGCCUUACGAGACGUACGACAAGCUCUACGAGAAGCUCCUGACUGCGGUGGAGGAGACCUGCGGCUUCGCGGUGGAGUGAGGAACCCCCCCUCCCCUGCCCAGCUUUGCCCCGCCCACUCACGGCAGCUGCUUAGCGACGGGCAGGAAACCACUCCCACCGGCGGGAAGCCUGCGGAACGCGGCGGGAACGGACAAACGACGAGAGCCAGCGCCCCACACCGUGACCCCAGGGCAGCAGCGAGGUGGGGUUGUGGUUUUGGGUGGGGGGUGGGGGUGGGGGUCACCCUGUUCCAGAGGGGUCAGAAACUUUAAACACUUUCUAAGAACUCGAGGAGUAUUUAUUCUUUUGUGUGGAUUUGAAGGCUGCAUUAACACCCCAGGUUUCACUAACGAACAAAAAGACAAAAAGGCCCCUUUUCAGAAGAAAAUUCUCUUUCGAUUCUCAAAAAACGCGCGCCUCGGAAUCGAUUCCCGCGUGCGCCCUGGCCCGAGCCGGUUUGGCGGCUUGGAUUUGUUCCGGCGCUGGUUUGGCGGCGCUGUGUGAAAGCGGACGUCCGCGGGGAGAGCAGCGCCUGUCUCCAGAGCUACGCGCUCGUCGACAUGCAGCACGUCCCACGACCAAGCCAGUCUACAGCAACCUGCCCUGGAGGAACUGGCGCAAAGACCAAGUAACUUCAGUGACAUUAUUUAGGGGCUGUAGGAUGUCGGCAUAUGCUUUUUAUUUUAUUUUCUUUUUUUUUUUGUCCACUUGUCUUUUCCCUUUAUCGCCUUUUGAUGUAAUAGAACGGCUGUGUACAUUGAUAGAACGAGUGCUAUCAAUUUUCUGUCCAUUUCUGGUGUUCAAAUCAGAUUUCACUAAGUUGCUUGCAGCAGAUUUUUACCCAAGGAUAGGAUCCUUGUUUUUCUUCCUUUUUUUUCUUUCUUCCUCUAGGCUAAUAUCGUAGCGUAACAGCCAGUCUUGGCUCUAUUUAAUGACUAAGACGACAGCUGCCUAGUGAUCCAACCAGAGAGGAUACACGCGAUGGACUUUUUCAAAUUCUGGCGAGUUUUUGUCAGGGAAGGUGCACUUUUUCAGAAGUCUUGUGGAUGCUAAAGUAGAGAGGCCUGAGUUUAUGUGUUUGUGGCACUGUGUCUCACUGUGUAGUUUGAAAUGUUUUAGUGUGAUGUGUGCACGUUGGAAUUGGAAUAGUCUUGCCCUUCCCCAUGAAAGGUUUUAUGUCAUUUCCUUUUGGAAUACUUUUUUGGUGUUUUCGAAACAAGUUUGAGGGAACUGCUUCUGAGCUUUUAUUCUUGCAUGCAAGAUGCCAAUAACUGAUUCCACGCGCGUUCUAUUGACAUUAAGAAAAUUGCUCUCAUUUUGAAUGUGAGGGAAAUCGAUUUACACGGACUGAAUUCCAAACGAUUCAGUUGUUGCAGUUUUUUGCCAAAGCCAUUGAAUACAAAACCAUAGGAACAGUAUUCAAUAUUUCUGAUAUUCGGUCUGAAAUUAUGCAUCAUGUAGUUCCUCAGUCAUAUUCAUCUCUAAAUUUUCAGCGAAUAGUAUGUUUUUGUUCCUCACUCAAACAGGGGGGAAUAAAAUCGAAGGGUAUUUUUUAAAAGUUUUAAAGCUUUUAAGGAUAGGGUGUGAUGAAUGAAACUGAAUUUGAAACAUUCUGGUCUAGCUCCAAAGGGACAGAUGUCCCAGACCUACUUUCCAGACCAUUUAGAACCAAUGAAAGAUUCAGUAUUUAUGGUUUCUCAAGCAUUAUGAUUUUCAGUUAUGUUAUCCACUUUCAGAUAUGAAUAUAUUUAACGUCCACGCUUUUGUAUUCUGUUACGGUUAUAACUCAAAAUACAGAACUAAAACAUAUCACAACAAAGAUUUAAUUCCUUUUUCUACAUUUGCAGAUAUUUUUUUUUAUUAUCUGAUUUUAAAAAUAACAAGUUUUGUUCACUUAAAUUACCAGUAGUGAGGGGAACAUCAUCAUUUUGUAUAAAUUAUAUUUUAGUCUCUGCUAACAUCUGCAAUAUUCCCUUUUCCUCAUCAAAUUCUUCUCCACGGUUCAGGAAAAGUAUUCAGGACUCAAACCCGUGUUUUCAUCACAUCCUGAAUUUACGAUGAGGCAAAACUGCUUUUUCUAACUGCCCAGUCAAGAUAAAACAAUUUAUCAAAUUAUAAUGAUUGGGAGGUAUGGUUUUUGUUGUACAAUGAUGUCUCAUUUUCAUUUCUGUACCUUUUAUUUUGUUUGUUUUGGUUCUGGAUUUUCUCUCAGUAAGUAUUAUUCCAUAUCGUGAUCCUUUAUUAUUGUAUAUACUAGCAAGAUUUUAAAUCUAUUUUUUUGGGGGCUGAAAUUUGGCCAAAGUGUGUGGAAUGGCUCGAGGAAGCAAGUCGUCUUUAACGUAACACAAGCUGUUUUAGUUACAAAUGCCUUCAGAUUUGGUAUUAAAUACAUCGCGGCUGGUACACUGAAUGUUUUUAUUAAGACCAUUGAAUGGAAAAUCUCUACUAGGACUGUUGCAUUGACCGACUUGACCCUUUAUCAUUUUUCAGUGAAAUCCACCAAAACACUCUCUCAGACGGCGCAUCGUAGGUAUGUGUUGAGUCACAUUUGUUUGGCAACAGUCCAGUAUGAACGAAUGGAAACCAAUAAGCUAUUGACUAAUAUAAACAUAAGCACAUAACAACUUGUACUCUCGUCUCCAAGACAUUGGUACAAGUGCUGAACUAUAGUGAAUGGCUCAUUGUCUGAAAUAACAGUGCUUGAAGGUGGUCAGUUCGAUGUAAAAUAGGAAAGGAAGUGUAAGUUUUCGGUGUUCAGUGCUUGAAGUGCAUGGCACUUGGUUUCUUCUUUUUUUUUUUUUACAUUGGAAAAAGAAAUGAGCCAACGUUUAAGUGUUCCGCAACCACUUGAUUUUAUUUUUUACUAAUUAUUUAUUACUAUGUAAUGUCCUGUAAGUAUUGCUGCUAUCAACAUUUUUUUUUUCCUAAUCUUCAAAAAUCUGAUUUGUGAAAACUGUACACUAAUCUCUAUGUAUGAAUCAAGGUAUUUAAAAAGAAACUGCUGCUAUUGUUCAGUAAAGGUGUAGAAGACUUUGAAGACCGAAUGGAGCUAGCAGUGAGGUUCGACCCUGGGGGUCACUUAUGUUUGUGACAUAUGCAAUAAAUAAUUGACCACUUUAUAUACUUGUUUCUGUGUUAACAUGUCAUUUGUUUUAUUUUUAUUUUUGCGUUUAUUUUUGCAUUCAUUAGAUUUUUAUUUUUUGACUGGAGGAAAUUGGUCGACAUCCUUCUUCGUAGUAUCGGUAUAGUGUGAAGACUGGGGAACUUCUUCAAAACUUUUUUUUUUUUUUUCCAAUCAUUAGUUUUAGUUUUUUUAUUUUUAGUUUUUUGUAUUUUUUUUACAAGCAGAAGCCAAACCAGUCCACAGAUCUGAGAUGCAAAGGUUAAUAAUAAGUGUACUUUUGUGUUGAACUGCAUGGAUGGAGUGUUGAAAACGAGAACGCGGACAUUGCCUGUAACUGUUUUUGUUGUAGUCGGGAAGACAUUUCUGGGGGGCACAUUUUUGAGUGGCUCGAUGACCGGAUCUAUUCCAAGUCUACACAUUGCAGGUUGUGUAUCUUUUCUUUGUUGGAUGCAAAAAUUUAUGUAACAUCCUAUUUCCUUAACAUUUAUGAAAGAGGUACAAUGUAAAUAAGAUUAUAUAAAAAAAAUUAAAUUGCAAAUGACAUGACAUUUUGUUUUUAUUUCGUUUCUUACAUGGUAAUCACGUGCUUAUGGAAUCUGAAAAUGUUACAGAAUCUUAAGGUGCUUAUUUGUCGGAGAUGCUUCGGUUAUAAAGCUUUUGAAUCGUA